AUGUCUAUUAAGUUGGUCAUGGGAGGGUCUACGGUGAACGUUAUUAGUGCUUACGCCCCGCAAGUAGGUUUGGACGAAGAGGAGAAGAAGGAAUUCUGGGAGGUUUUAGAUAAGGUGGUGAGGAGUAUCCCGAGCACUGAGAAGCUUUUCGUGGGAGGGGAUUUCAAUGAGCAUAUUGGGUCUUUGUCGAGAGGGUAUGAUAAUGUGUAUGGCGGUUUCGAUUUUGGUGAGCGGAAUGAAGGAGGAGCUUCUCUGUUGGAUUUUUCUAGGGCUUUUGGGUUGUGGAUAGCAAAUUCGAGCUUUCUGAAGAAGGAGGAUCACCUUAUAACAUUUCGUAGUUCAUGGUACCCUUCUCAGACUGGGGCGCCACUGAUGGCUCCUCCUGCUCUACCUCCUCGGAUGAAUCCUGGGACCCCUCCUCAGACUAGGGGUCCUGAGCAACAACCUCUGGAGUAA
This is a messenger RNA of Capsicum annuum, 456 nucleotides long. RefSeq names its product craniofacial development protein 2-like. Gene Ontology annotation, cellular component: nucleus. The transcript has 2 exons. Gene Ontology annotation, biological process: chromatin remodeling. NCBI's taxonomy places the organism in Eukaryota, Viridiplantae, Streptophyta, Magnoliopsida, Solanales, Solanaceae. The record is from RefSeq and is a predicted model, not a curated record. The coding region runs from base 1 to 456 and encodes 151 amino acids.